AUGGCGGCGUCCGCGGCGGGGCGAGCGGCGGCCUGGGGGCUCCGCGGGGCGCUGGGGGCGCGGCGGGGCCGGGCCGCGACCCCCGCGCCGCCGCCCCCCGCCGCCGCCGGGCCCCGCCGCGCCCUCAGCGGCCCCGCCGCGGGCUCCGACACGGCCGCGGUGCUGCGGGAGCGGCUGCAGCAGCGCCAGGGCUCGGAGCCGGGCUCGGGCUCGCUGCGGCGGCUGGCGCUGCGCCUGGGGGGGCUCCUGGCGGCCACCGGCGGGGCGGCCGUGCUCUACAUCUUCGGCAGCAACGCCGUGGACGAGCACGGGGACAAGAUCCCCGAUGAGUUCGACAACGACCCCGUGGGGAUCCGGCACGUGAGGAGAACCUUCAAGUACUUCAAGGAUUACAGACAGAUGAUCAUCGAGCCCACGAGCCCCAAGCUGCUGCCGGACCCGCUGCGGGAGCCCUACUACCAACCCCCCUACACGCUGGUCAUCGAGCUCACGGGGGUCCUGCUGCACCCCGAGUGGUCGCUGGUGACGGGCUGGAGGUUCAAGAAGCGCCCGGGCAUCGAGCACCUCCUGCAGCAGCUGGCGCCGCUCUACGAGAUCGUCAUCUUCACCUCCGAGACCGGCAUGACGGCGUUCCCGCUGAUCGACAGCAUCGACCCGCACGGCUUCGUGUCCUACCGGCUGUUCCGCGACGCCACGCGCUACAUGGACGGCCACCACGUCAAGGAUAUCUCGUGCCUGAACCGGGACCCGGCGCGGGUGGUGGUGGUGGAUUGGCGCCGGGACUCGUUCCGGCUGCAGCCCUACAACGGGCUGGCGCUGCCGCGCUGGGACGGCGGCUCCGAGGACCGGGCGCUCUACGACCUGGCUGCCUUCCUCAAGACCAUUGCCCUCAGCGGCGUCGAGGACGUGCGGGCCGUGCUGGAGAAUUAUUCCCUGGAGGACGAUCCCCUGGCGGCCUUCCAGCGGCGCCGGACGCGCCUGGAGGAGCAGGAGCAGCAGCAGCGCCUGGCCGAGCUGGCCCAGGGCAAGCAGCCCGCGGGGGCUUUCCUGGGCAACCUCACCGGCCGCCUCUGGCCGCGCUCCAAGCAGCAGUGACGUCGCCGUGACGUCGCCGUGACGUCACCGCCACCUCGCGGGACCGCGGAGGAGGAGUGGGGGGGGACGACACUCCCCAAAAUCCCCUCCCCUCCCCCACCGUCCCGAACCCCGAAUUCCCGGGAAUGCCGCGGGAGAGGGGGGGG
Molecule: messenger RNA, 1241 nt
Organism: Vidua chalybeata
Lineage: Eukaryota; Metazoa; Chordata; Aves; Passeriformes; Viduidae
Gene: TIMM50
Product: translocase of inner mitochondrial membrane 50
Exons: 11
Coding region: 1-1095 (364 amino acids)
Molecular function (GO): phosphoprotein phosphatase activity
Source: RefSeq, a predicted model, not a curated record